AAACCAACACGACCAGCGCCAUCACCACUCUCUGUUUCAAGUUCCAUCCCCACAGCUUAAAGCUUCUAUAUAUAUAAGUCUCUCCUCCCCCCCGCGCUCUAUUCAUUAGCCGCAUAUAUACGAAAUGGAUAGAAAAUUAAAUUGGGUGAGAGGGAGAUGCAUUGGGAGAGGCGCCUUCGGGGCGGUGAGCUUGGCGGCGGAGGCGAACACCGGGGAGGUGUUCGCGGUGAAGACCGUCGAUUUGGGAUCGGCGUCGAAGGAAUCGGUUUAUUCGAUAGAGAAUGAGAUUGAAAUUCUGAGGUCGAUCGACUCACCUUGUAUUGUUGCGUACCUGGGGGACGAUCGAACGGAGGAGGAGGAUGCGGGGCGGCGAUUGAUCCGCGCGUGCCGGAACCUGCACGUGGAGUACGUGGCGGGGGGCACGGUGGGGGAGUUGGCGGAGCGGAGGAAGGGGUUGGAGGAGGCGGAGGUGCGCGCGUACGCGCGGCGCGCGGCGCGGGCGCUCCGGUACCUGCACGACGACGCGGGGGUCGUGCACUGCGACGUGAAGGGGCGGAACCUCCUCUCGGGGCGCGCCCCGGGGGCCGCGAAGCUCGCCGAUUUCGGAUCCGCGAUUAGGGUUUCGGAGGCGGAGGCGGAGGCGGAGGGGAGGGGGGUGCGGGUGCGGGUGCGGGGGACGCCGCUGUGGAUGGCGCCGGAGGUGGCGCGAGGGGAGCGGCCGGCGCCGGCGUCGGACGUGUGGUCGCUCGGGUGCGCCGUGGUGGAGAUGGCGACAGGGGAGCCCCCGUGGGCGGCGGAGUGGGCGCGCGGCGCCGACGCCGCGGGGGCGAUGCUCCGGAUCGGGUUCGGGGGCGAGGUCCCGCGGGCCCCCGCGCGAAUCUCGAAGCUCGGCCGCGACUUCCUCGACAAGUGCCUGCGCCGGGACCCGGCGGAGCGCUGGAGCUGCGAUCGGCUGCUGCGCCACCCCUUCUUGGCGGAGGACGGCGCCGCCGCCGCGUCGUGGCCGUCGCCGCGGAGCGUGCUGGACUGGGGCGAUUUCGAGCUCAAUGGGGAGAUCGAUGAUGCCGACGAAGCGAAUUCGGAGGCGGAUUGCGAUUCCGAUCUCGAUUCGAGCAAAUUGAUCGAUCGCGCGAGGGAGAGAGUGAGGGAUUUGGCUUCGGGGGCAGAGUUUGUGGAUUGGAGGAGCGACCGCGACGAAGACGACGAGGAGGAGGACGAGGACGAGGACGAGGACGAGUGGGAGAUGGUGAGAAGGGGGGAGAAAGGGGAGGAUACGUCAGGGGAAUUUGUGGAUUGUCUAGGGGCCGAAUUGGAAGAGCGGGAUGGGGGUGUUGGUUAUGCAAGUUGGGGUGGGGCGUCCAAUGGAACGAGAAGCGCUUUUUCGAGCAGCAGCUGCAACAGUUGCAGCUGCAGCGCCGGCGGGGAAUGCUGCUGCUGUUGUAAGAGCGGGUUAGAAGGGUGUCAGAACUUGGUUGGAUUCAGUUGGGGUUUACUGUAUGGGUUGUUGCUUGAUCAAACAGAUAUUAAUGCAAUUAGACCAUUCCUUCUUUUGGUUUCGCUUGGAGAUCAACUAAUAAGUAGUAAAAUUUUUUAGAUUUUCUUUCAUUUGUGAGUAGUUAUUCUCUAACAACCUGACAAGUGAUUUAGGAACUUCCCGUUGAUUUUUUUAAAUACUGAUUAUGCAUUUGUGAUUGAAUUAACAAUAAUUAAAAUGAUACACAAUGCUGCUAAGGUUUGUAGAAAUUACGACUACUAUUAUAAUUUGAAUUUUUCAAGGCUGAAUGGGAUAGAUAACUAGGGAGC
Molecule: messenger RNA, 1803 nt
Organism: Ananas comosus (pineapple)
Lineage: Eukaryota; Viridiplantae; Streptophyta; Magnoliopsida; Poales; Bromeliaceae
Product: mitogen-activated protein kinase kinase kinase 3
Exons: 1
Coding region: 125-1594 (489 amino acids)
Biological process (GO): protein phosphorylation
Molecular function (GO): protein kinase activity; ATP binding
Source: RefSeq, a predicted model, not a curated record